Cercospora beticola is the source of this 3256-nucleotide messenger RNA. RefSeq names its product WD40 repeat domain-containing protein. NCBI's taxonomy places the organism in Eukaryota, Fungi, Ascomycota, Dothideomycetes, Mycosphaerellales, Mycosphaerellaceae. The record is from RefSeq and is a predicted model, not a curated record. Gene Ontology annotation, molecular function: protein binding.
UCUUCUCCAGCACUCCAGACAUCACGCGUUGCACAGGCGCCAUCAGCAGACCCGCGACGGGCAUGGACCGCGUCUCCCAGCCUAUGCACCGCGCGCGCUGCUAGGGCCCUCGCCGUUGCGCUGCGGCGAGAAGGACGACGUUGACGGCGAGAGCGACUGCGCACUCCAGCCCUCAAUCAUCCAUCGCCAUCCCACGGCCGGCCUGCCUGCUUGCCUGCCAAACCUGCAUGCUGAAGGCGACCGCAUGACCAGCUCGGCCCUCUCUUCAGCUUUCAGCAAGCAGUCACGGCCUCUGAUCGCCUCGCUCGCCCACCGGUCGGGCAUCACUGAGGCCAUCGACAACCUCGCCUUCCAUAUUCCGCUGCGCAGGUGCUGGUCAUGCUGCUGCUCCUGCUGCCCUUGUCGCCUUGAGAGAACACGACCCUUUCUCUAGUUAGCGCAGAACGGCUCCGGCGAUCCCGUAAUAUCUUCGGCCCUGUUCCCACGCAGGAACCAUCUACACGACAGUAUUGCCUGCGCCGACUGCGACCUUCUUUCACCCUCUGCACAUACCACUGGCUCGAAAGGAAGAUGCAUUCGCGGUCCACCUCGUGACUCUUUGUUCCAUCGGCUUUCAUUGCCACGCUGCUUGCGAUCCCUGUCUGCAGCCUGCACCUAGCCGUCGGCCUGGAAGCCGAAAUCUACGGUUCGCCAGUCUCCAACGAGCCCUUUGCCGACCGCGCGCAUACAAGCGCGAAACGAUACUGAACAUCUUUGCAACUCCCUGCGCCGUGGAAGUGGGAUCGCUAUUGCAGCUGUCGAUAUCCCGCCCGACCCAGCAUCCUUACUGUCAGCUGUACAUCAUUUCACAAGAUUGCAUUGCAAACAGACGUGCCGCUCUCGCCGGCACGGGACUGUGACGAACAUCGCUGACUCCAUAUCGCCGGCACUUCGACUGCCACGCACCAUGGAAGACAUCUUCUAUUUCACAAGCCCCCGGAAAGCUGUUCCAGUUGCAAGGUACAGACCUUCUGUCCGAAGAACACCCAAAGUGGUCAGAAAGCGGCGCGCCGCAAACACAGACAUGUUCAAUCAACAAGCAUGCGUGGCCCGGUUUGAAGAACCAACGUUCUGUCCGAGCAGCGUUUCAUCAUUGUUAUUUCCCAUUGCAUCUACUCAAGAUACCCCACUGCCUUCCAAUUCGCAAUUUGAUCUAGAUCUGGACGAUGACGAGGAAAAUGAAGAAGACGAACAUGACGACAAUGGCGGCGUGCUUUUACCGCCGUCUGCAGAUGAGCCCAUGACAGACGUGCCUUCUGCGCACAUAUCGACGCCCGUACGCUACGACGAAGUCACGCAACAUGAUAUCAACACUUAUGAUAACGACACACCCAUUGAACCAUCCAUACCUCCGAGCAUAUUGCAUUUAACCUCACUGCACGCCCAGCCUCAAGGUCCUACGCAGCAGCGACGAAGAACCGCAUCAGAAGAGGGCCACCGACGGCGAGCGACAGCGAGAGAAGGCCAAUUGAUCGCAGAUGCCCUUCCUCCCAAUGAGAGCACGGAAGCAGCAAAUGGUGCAUUUGUUGCAUCGCUGGAUCUUCUCAGCCGACCCACGGUGCCAGCUCUAUCUACAGAUACGACCCAGCUACAAACCUUUCCGUCUGAUGCCUCAUCAGUUCUUGGUGCACAUACUACCCAGCGUUCCUCUGCGAGUGAUUACACAACAACCGAUCUGCAGCAUGCCCAGAUUAUGGAUAUGGAUGAAGAUGCUCUACCUGUUGACGACCCCAGGAGGCAUUAUGAUGUAUUAGAAUUUAUGGACGAUUGGCGUCUCAAGUCAAUAGCGGACAAACGGCUCCCUCCCUUUGAGCCUGGGAUCCAAUCUUCCAUACGACUCGGACGACCGCUUGAGCCUGUUGUCCGUACUCAGGUAUUAUCACGAGCUGUUGACGUACAAGGCAUACGAUGGCAACUCGUCGGUCCUGCUCGAGAGCAAGCCAUGCUCGCUCGAUGUAUGCUCCACCCAUCGAGCACUAGUUCAAACUACCUUCGCCCGCAACGACGGCAGACAUCUUCAGGCAUCGCUGGGGAUGCGGAAAGCCACUACCGAUUCCGUUCCUUUGCGCCCCAGCAUAAAGGCAGCUUCGAGCAUUAUCAAUUACGCAACAUGCUUGUGGCAGCGGAUCGCAACAACAUAUUUUAUGGAACGGCGGCGAAUCAGGUGAUGCGCGCAUCGCUUUCGUGUCCGAAUACGCGGAAUACUGUCAUGGACUUGGCCAAGCCAGUGAACACCGCCGCAGCCUUCCGCAUCACUUGUCUAUCGGCUUCUCCAAGAGCGCUUGUGCCUGGCAGCCAGACCGACAACGUUCUGAUUGCCGGUGGCUUUUAUGGAGAAUACGCUGUCUGCAACAUAGACAGCGACAAGCGAGAGGCCUCCGAAGGUUUCGUUACCCACGCGUACAAUGGGCUCGUCACCCAUGUGCAUAGCUUCCGGGACAGACGCUCCGGUCUCCUCCGCGCAGCCUUCUCCUCGAAUGACCGCAAGGUCCGACUAAUGGAUGUGGGCACGCUCCAAUUCACUGAUAGUUUCACAUACGACCACGCAGUAAAUUGCUCUGCAACGUCUGCUGAUGGUCGUUUACGAGUAUUGGUUGGAGACAGUUCUGACACCCUCAUCACCGAUGCCCAGCGAGGAACGCCCAUAGUCACACUACAAGAGCAUACGGAUCAUGGCUUCGCUUGCGCAUGGUCGCAGGACAAUCGACAUGUAGCCACCGCCGCACAAGACGGGCGAGUAAUGGUGUGGGACGCCCGAAGCUGGAAGAAACCUGUACGCACGUUUGAAAGUACGAUGUCUUGCGCGAGAUCCCUUCAAUUUACCGACAGCGGCGCUCUCGUGGCUGCCGAGAACGAGGACGUCGUGACCGUCUACGGUGGGCAUUCCUUUGAGGCCAAGCAAGAAAUCCGGUUCCUAGGUUCUAUUGCUGGCGUUACUCUUCUUGACGGAGGAGCAGAGCUCGCCAUCGCGAAUGCCGAUAAGACCGUCGGCGGACUUUUGACAUUUGAACGAGUGCCACAAGGAUUGGGAAACAAUACUUAUGGACGUGUUGUUGUCAAGCCCGGGGGUAGUUCGAGAUGGCGGAACGGUCGAGCGCGGCGCGAAAUGGAGAGCUUACCGGAGGUCUUGAUCUAGACUUCUAGCUAGUCUGAUCAAAGCACAUACUUUCAGCAGCCCUCCACAGAUACCAAACAGUCCACAUGAUGCUGACGAGCA